Molecule: messenger RNA, 3033 nt
Organism: Rhagoletis zephyria (snowberry fruit fly)
Lineage: Eukaryota; Metazoa; Arthropoda; Insecta; Diptera; Tephritidae
Gene: fd102C
Product: forkhead domain 102C
Biological process (GO): anatomical structure morphogenesis; cell differentiation; regulation of transcription by RNA polymerase II
Molecular function (GO): DNA-binding transcription factor activity, RNA polymerase II-specific; RNA polymerase II cis-regulatory region sequence-specific DNA binding
Source: RefSeq, a predicted model, not a curated record
AAUCGAUCACCUGAGUGUGCGCAAAUUGGUUUGAAAUUUAGCGAAACUGAGAACGCAGCUCCGCAAAUUAUUUACAAAACAAUGGCGUUAGUAGAGGUAUGAAGUGUAGAUAAACAAUCGAUAGUACGAAAAAUAAAUCCGAUAGUGACUGAAAAAUUAUGCCAUCGAUUGUUUUGCAGCAUUAUCAUACAUAAUGCAGCGUAUGAAGAUUGUACUACACAAUAUAAAAACGGUUACCGAUACCAUCACAACAGCAAAUGCGAUCGUUAACGAAAGAUACACCAACUUAAAACUCAAUAAAAUUUAUGCAGCUUAACAAAAAUCUCACAUAUAUGUGCCAAAGAAACCCUAACUUGGGCGUACAAAUCGCAUUCAAUCAACAGAGCACAGCAGCAGAUGGCAGAAACACCAGCAAUAACAAACAAUACUUCAACAUGCAGAUCAUCAAUUCGUCCACCGGAAACGUAUUCAACGGCUUGAGCUGCGUCGAAUCAAAAAAAACAAUGGAUACUACUGAAACUAAGUACUUAGACUCCAAUUCCAUAAAAAGUAUGUCACCGCCACCGAACGACUCUACAUUCAAUUCAACAGUUGAAGAGACAAUUCUGGUUUCAACGAACGCAACUCCUCUGCGGCAAAUAAUUACACCAAGUGCGCUACCAGCCACUUCGUCCAUUAUGUCACCAUCAUACACGUCGAAUUUUCAAGACGUUCGAAGCGAGAACGUAGUCUUAAUACCAACUCCCAAUUCACUGGAACAGUACCGCUUACAACUCUACAACUAUGCGUUAAGCAUAGACCGUUUACGCUGUCCACAAUAUACUGCGGCUACUACUAUGGCCGCCGCGGCUUAUGCUAGCGGUGCUGGCGCUGGUGUGCAUUUAUUGUUGAAUCGUGAGAACAAUCACACCUUUGGGUCUAUAGAAGUCGAAACGGAGAGCAACUAUCCAAACAGCAUGGGUAGCGUAAGAAGUGGCGGCGGUUCCUAUGCACCAACUGCCAUAGCGCACGGCAACCGCUUGGCACUCUCUAUGUCACUUUUUCCACAACGCAUUUUUCAUCCGGAGGAACCGAAGCCGCAGUACAGCUACAUUGGUCUAAUUGCCAUGGCAAUACUCAGUUCAGCUGAAACGAAACUUGUUCUCUCCGACAUAUACCAGUACAUUUUAGAUCAUUAUCCGUACUUUCGGGCGCGUGGGCCGGGAUGGCGAAACUCUAUACGACACAAUCUGUCGUUGAAUGACUGUUUCAUCAAGUCUGGACGAAGUGCCAACGGCAAGGGUCAUUACUGGGCCAUACAUCCCGCCAACAUUGAUGACUUUCGCAAAGGCGACUUCCGACGACGCAAAGCACAGCGCAAGGUACGCAAACACAUGGGCUUAUCUUUGGAUGAUGCGGGCACGGACUCGCCUAGUCCACCACCACUUGACCUCACCUCACCACCACUCACUUCGGCGCAUGUAUUGCGUUUAGCACCGGCAGGUAAUAAUCUAACAACAGGUGGGCAUGAGUUUUUGAUGGCGCCAGGUGCGCAUGCCUUCGGAUGUUUGCAACAGAAGAAUUAUCCGAUACUACAGGUGCCUACAUCGUUGGUUUCGUUACAAUCACAACAACAAAUUCAAGACCGCUACUUCGGCGCUGCGAUUACGGAGCAGUAUACGUGCAUACCGUCAGCCGCUUACAACAAUCGGCUCUCAACCAGAAUGCAGCAGCAACACCAACAUCAGCAGCAUCAACAAGAACACUUUAGGGAUAGCAACGAUUGUCAAUCUUUCAGCCAAGCGCAUGACCACGAUUUGCGAGGACAAAAGCACGCCUCAGCAGCUACAGCAAUAGCGUCGAGCUCCACAACCACUGCAAUAGCAAGCUUGUACUCGCAAACGCGUAAGCGGCAGUUCGAUGUGGCAUCUCUUUUGGCACCUGACCGCAAGGAUUUUGCGCAUGAAAUAUUGGAUACAGAUCAACAGACAGUCGCUUCCGUUGAAGAAGCCGAAACGCUUCAACAUGCGUUUGUGAAAAAAUUCAACCACGAAAACGCAAAAGAGUAUAACCGGCGGCAGCAACACGAUGAGCCAGUAAGCGUACAAUUCCAACACCCUUCUCACUCACUCUCGAAUCGGCAAGCAUUCCCUACGCCAGCCGAUUCCCAGCCUCAAAAAUUAUUGGCCUUUGAUGAACAAGAACAAGAUGAAAUCGAUGUGGUGGCAAAUGAUAUUGAAGAGCAUAGCAAGCAGGCAAUCUCUGUGCGGUCAGAAAACGACGAUGAGGAUCCCUACGAUGCGGUGGAAGACGAGGAGCAGACGUUUAUUGCCGACGGCAAAGACGAUAGCAGUUCUGGUGGAGCAAAUAUAUAUGUUGACGGGGAAAGUGAAUGUAUAAUCGACGCCAGCUUGCAUAAGAGGCACAAGCUUACGCAGCAGGAAUCGCCGCUACCAGGAGCCGUCAUCGAGUGGCAUAUGCUACGCCCACAUCCGACCACCGAGUGCAAGAAUGCGCACCAGCCUCCUGUUUCGUCGGCCAACGCCAUGAGACAAAAAGAUCAUAUCUCUGCAGUAUCUACCACCACGCUCACACCGACCACAGCAGCUGGACAUAAAGCCUUCGCUGUUGCAACUUCAACCGGUUGCAAUGGCACAGGUUUCGCCAAUAGUAACUUAAACCAAGUGGAAGUGUACCCCAAUGAGCAGAACGCAGUAAUGGCAUCGAACACUGUCAUUCAUCACAAGCAACAUAUGAGGCGUCUAAUGCAACAUUUACACCAGCAUCAUGAAGCGCUCGAAGAAUUAGACGACGAAACAGCUCAGGCAUUUGGUCGUUAUUACGGCACUUACGUAGCGGCGGCAGCGGCACGACGCAUAGGCAGCAUGCAACUGACACAGAUCCAGCGCCCACUUCCCGCCGUCAAGCAAUCACAGCAACAGAAGCAACAAGAGGCUACACAACAAGACGCCAAAUUGCGGCAUUAGCGGCAAACAGAAUUAUGAAUGUAGUCGCUCGCGAAGUCAACAAAACUGUAAUAUAUGUAGUAAACGU